AUUCUGAUGUUUCUUAUGGGAUGACAUGUUAACAUUAGUGCUUUAUAUUUGAAGAGUUGACUUCAAGUCCUUCGAUGGAGUUCGCUUCUUCAUCAUCAUCAUCUUCAUCCUUAUUAAAAUCAGAACCCCAUUUCAUAUACGAUGUGUUCAUUAACUUUGGGGGAGAAGAAAUCGGUAAAAAGUUCGUUUCUCAUCUUCAUUCUGUCCUUUUACAAGCUGAAUUCGAAACUUUGAUUAACGAGGAGAAUGUUCAGGAGGGAAUGAAGGUGGAAGAACAUAUGCGAUCAAUAGCAGGCUCUAAGAUAUCAAUAAUCAUUUUCUCCAAAACAUACACUGAAUCUACUUGUUGUCUUCUUGAGCUCGAAAAAAUCGUUGAAUGCUACCAAACUUUUGGCCAAAUAGUUCUGCCCGUAUUUUACGAGAUUGACCCAUUGGAUGUACAUCAUCAGAAGGGUGAUUUUGGAAAAGCGUUGGAAGAAGCUGCACACAAAAGCUAUUCAGGAGAACAAGUGGAACAUGCGUUGUUCAGGUGGAGCCGUGCACUCGCCACAGCUGCAGGUAUCACUUGUUGGGAUGCCAGAUAUUUCAGGCAUGAUGCUGAACUCGUGGAAGUAAUUGUUAGCCGCGUUCAGACAUUGUUGGACUAUUCAGAAUUGUCUAUUACUCGAUUUCCUGUAGGAUUAGAGUCGCACAUGGAAAAGCUGAUUGGAUGUAUUGAAAACCAUUCCGCUGAAGUCUGUAUGAUAGGGAUAUGGGGAACGGGAGGAUCAGGUAAAACAACCAUAGCCAAAGCCAUCUACAAUCGAAUUUAUCGUCAAUUCAUUGGUAAGAGUUUUAUAGAAAAUAUUGCAGAAGUUCGGAAUCGAGUAUAUAGAACGGACGUUGAUUUGCAAAAAAAUCUUAUUUAUGAUGUCCUAAAAUCCACGUUAAAGGUGGAAAGCCAUGGGAUGGGAAGAACUAUGAUCGAGACUGAACUUUCACUAAAAAAGUUGCUCAUUGUGGUUGAUGAUGUAAAUGAGUUUAGCCAAUUAGAAAACCUAUGCGGGAAUCGUGAAUGGUUCGGUCAAGGAAGUGUGAUAAUCAUUACAGCUAGAGAUGUUCGGCUGCUAAACCGACUCAAAGUAGAUUAUGUUUAUAAAAUGGAUGGUAUGAACGAAAAUGAUUCCUUUGAGCUUUUCAGUUGUCAUGCCUUCGGUGAAGCAAAACCAAGAAAAGACGUGAAGGAACUUGCAAGAAACAUAGUUGCUCAAUGUGGAGGAUUACCACUAGCUCUUCAGGUCCUUGGUUCCUUUUUAUGUGACAGAACAAUCGAAGAGUGGGAAAGUGUAUUGUCAAAACUAAAAAUAAUUCCUACGGGUGUAGUUCAAAAAAAAUUGAAAAUAAGUUUUGACGGUUUAAGUGACAUGGAACAGAAUAUAUUUCUUGAUGUAUGUUUUUUCUUUAUUGGUAGAGAGAGAGGCUAUGUUACAGAAAUGCUAAAUAACUGGGAAGAGCAUGCUGAUAUUGGAAUAACAGUUCUCAUAAAAUGUGGCCUCAUACAAGUUGACAGGAACAACAAACUUGAAAUGCAUCCUUUGUUACAGGACAUGGGAAGAGAAAUUAUCCGUCAGAGAUGGCCAAAAGAAUCGGCGAAAAGAAGUCUAUUAUGGUUUCAGGGUGACGUAAAAGAUGUAUUGACAAAGAACAUUGAGACAAGCUACCCAGGGGUUGUCUUAGAAACUGCAUUCAACCAGCAGAGCUCACUUCAAACCUCAUAUGCUUUUGAUGGAAAUGAAGAGCUAACUUAGAAACGUUUUGAAUAAUAUGGGACAGCUACAUGAUGAAGGUGGACAACAUGUCAAACAUUACAAUUGUAAAUAGAACUAAGCAAACCAAGGUGAAAAAUGUCUUAUGUAAUUAGCACAAGUGAAUAUCCUCUGUUACAAGACAGCUAUGAAAUAAAGAACCCAUAUUCCUUGUGUAAAGGUCAAUAAAGAACAAAUAAUGAGAACAACGUCCAAGAGUUAAUCAGAA
Messenger RNA from Vigna unguiculata (cowpea), 2013 nucleotides. RefSeq names its product disease resistance protein RPV1-like. Gene Ontology annotation, biological process: defense response; signal transduction. Gene Ontology annotation, molecular function: ADP binding. The record is from RefSeq and is a predicted model, not a curated record. NCBI's taxonomy places the organism in Eukaryota, Viridiplantae, Streptophyta, Magnoliopsida, Fabales, Fabaceae.